AUGAGAACCUACUCCAAACUAUUUAUUCUUCUCCAUAUCACAUUUGUUUGGAGUAUGCAGUCACACGUGAUUGGCUCAUCCACAAACACCAGCACCUACAACAAUUCUGCUGUUUCUUGGGGUGCAUCACGUGGCCAGCACGCCUGCACCACCAUGCUUGUCGUACCUGUCGGCACACCAUCAUCAAGGGAGACACUGUCACCCUACGAAGGCCGGAAGGCUGGAUACUCGUCCAGUGAGAGCUCUAGCGCCAACCCUACUCGUAUCGGAUCUCGGCCCUCAGCCCAGUCCCCCACAUCCACAAAGAGUAGAACAACGGAUUCUUAUUCGCCAGACUCGGCCAAGCAUUCCUGCGGGUGCGCGGGGGCCUCGUCGAAUAUCACUAGCGCCUCGCUUCCUCCCAAUCAGUCAGCAGCAUCCGGCAGCGAUCUCGCGGUUGCAAUCCUGUUUGGCAUACUGAGCUUUGCGACUGCAAUGGUCAACAUUUGGCUGCAGUACGAAGCUUUGCAGGUGCAGAGGCAAAACAUGCCUAACCAGUAGCUUGAAACCGAUUGGGCGUCUCGUUGGACACCAAUAACUCCGAGAACAAUCUUGACCAAAGAACUGCCAGGCCAUACUAUUUCACGGAACUCCAAGCUCUUUCGCUUCAUUGAGAUUUGAAGGGUUCGUCGUCGGGCGCUACAUGGCAUACAUGGGUGGUGGUGGAUACUUGGUGUUUGGUUUAUAGCUUUCUUGCGCGACAACUGAGAUUUGCGUGCGUCGGAUAGGUGUUAUGGAGUAUAAGAGGGCAAGGGGAAGAGGUGGAUGUAUAAAUAAAGAUAGAUGGACG
Molecule: messenger RNA, 829 nt
Organism: Aplosporella prunicola CBS 121167
Lineage: Eukaryota; Fungi; Ascomycota; Dothideomycetes; Botryosphaeriales; Aplosporellaceae
Exons: 2
Coding region: 1-540 (179 amino acids)
Source: RefSeq, a predicted model, not a curated record